Messenger RNA from Trifolium pratense (red clover), 1187 nucleotides. Its product is annotated as protein STRICTOSIDINE SYNTHASE-LIKE 12-like. The coding region runs from base 56 to 1066 and encodes 336 amino acids. NCBI's taxonomy places the organism in Eukaryota, Viridiplantae, Streptophyta, Magnoliopsida, Fabales, Fabaceae. The record is from RefSeq and is a predicted model, not a curated record. The transcript has 3 exons. Gene Ontology annotation, molecular function: strictosidine synthase activity. Gene Ontology annotation, biological process: biosynthetic process.
UACAACGUUAAUAACAUCAAAGUUCAUUAAACUUGUUAAUUAUUUGCGAUCAAUCAUGUUGAAUAUGGCUAUGGUUGUGAUCACAGCAACUCUUGUGAUCUUCCUCAUGUGCUCUUCAUCAUCAGAAGCUAUAUUACAGAAAAGGCUUCAGCUACCAUCGCCACUGACAGGACCAGAGUCACUGGCAUUUGAUUUAACUGGCGGAGGACCUUAUGUUGGCUCCUCCGAUGGACGGAUUUUCAAAUAUAUUGGUCAAGAUGAAGGAUUUAUAGAAUAUGCUUCCACAUCUAGAAACAGGGACAAGACACUCUGUGAUGGCCUUGCUGAUUUCUCAGAACUCCAGGCAACAUGUGGACGGCCUUUAGGAUUGGGUUUCAAUCAGCAGACAGGCGAUUUGUAUGUAGCCGAUGCUUAUUUUGGACUUGUUAAGGUUGCUCCUGGUGGAGAGAAUGUAACACAUAUAUUUGGAUCUGAAAAUGCAUAUGCUACUAGGUUUACCGAUGGUUUGGAUGUAGAUCCUGAAACUGGAAUCGUCUAUUUUACCGAAGCUAGCACAAAUUUUCGGUUCAAAGAUUUCGAGACACUGAUAGACAGUGAAGAUAAAUCAGGAAGCCUACUUAAAUAUGAUCCAAGCACCGACCAAACGACCGUGUUGCUAGGAAAUCUUGCGAUGCCAUCUGGUGUGGCAGUUAGCAGCGACGGCUCAUUUGUUCUUGUUGGUGAAUAUCUGGCAAACCGAAUUCAAAGAGUGUGGCUUAAAGGACCCAAUGCAUUUUCAUCAGAAUUAUUCAUGCCACUUGCUGGAAGUCCAAAUAACAUCAAGAGAAAUUCACGAGACCAAUUUUGGAUUUCGGUGAAUGGUAUUUUUAGGUCACCAAUAUUUCAAAGAAAUAUAAAUUUUCCUACCGGAGUCAAAGUGAGCGAGAAUCGUAUAAUUUUACAGAUUGUGUCUCUUAUUUCUGAGUAUGGUACUGAAUCAGCUAGUGAGAUUCAAGACUAUAAUGGAACACUCUAUUCUGGUUCCCUGCAAGCUUCUUAUGCUACCAUUUUUACCACCCUCUUGUGAAAUGCUUUAAACAUUUACUCACUGCUACCUUUGUAUGGUUAUAUGCUGCAGCUGGAUGUUGUUUAGUGUGCACCUGUGUUUGUGUUUUGGAGUCAUUAAUAAAACUGUGCUAUUUAAAAAA